Molecule: messenger RNA, 1242 nt
Organism: Coniosporium apollinis CBS 100218
Lineage: Eukaryota; Fungi; Ascomycota; Dothideomycetes
Product: NAD binding Rossmann fold oxidoreductase
Exons: 4
Coding region: 1-1242 (413 amino acids)
Biological process (GO): NADPH regeneration
Cellular component (GO): cytoplasm
Molecular function (GO): nucleotide binding; oxidoreductase activity
Source: RefSeq, a predicted model, not a curated record
AUGGCGCCUCUCAACGUGCUGAUGGUCGGGACUGGAGAGUAUACCACAGGAUUCGUGGGUGGAGGCAUGUCAGGUUCGGACAAGAAAGUUGGCGUUGUUGGCCUGACGAUGUUCGAUCUGCGGCGGAGAGGGAAAGUUGGCAAGCUGAGCAUGGUGGGAACGUCAGGCAAUAAGUUUCCAGCGAUCCGGGAACACUUGGACAAAAACAUCACCCAAGUCUACAAUGGCCUCGACACAUCCUUCGACUCAUUCCCCGCAAACGACCAGCGCGACCCAGACGCAUACAAGACAGCCAUCGAUGCGCUGUCACCCGGCGACGCCAUUACAAUCUUCACGCCCGACCCGACCCACUUUCCCAUCGCCAUGUACGCCAUAGAGCGCGGGAUCCACGUUCUCGUCACCAAGCCCGCAGUCCACAAGCUCUCCGACCACCAAAAGCUCGUCGAGGCCUCCCGCAAACACAACGUCUUCGUCUUCGUCGAGCACCACAAGCGCUUCGACCCAGCCUACGCAGACGCGCGGCACAAAGCCAAGAACCUUGGCGACUUCAACUACUUCUACAGCUACAUGAGCCAACCGAAGAGCCAGCUCGAGACCUUCAAGGCGUGGGCGGGGAAGGAGAGCGACAUCUCGUACUACCUGAACUCGCACCACAUCGACGUCAACGAGUCGAUGGUGCCGGACUUCAAGCCCGUGCGGGUGAUGGCCAGCGCGGCGAAAGGCAUCGCAACGGAUCUGGGAUGUGUGCCUGAGACUGAGGACACGAUUACGCUGCUUACGGACUGGGUGAAGAAGACGGAUGAGAGUAAGCGUGCGACUGGUGUGUAUACCGCGAGCUGGACGGCGCCGCAGAAGGCCGGUGUGCACUCGAACCAGUACUUCCACUACAUGGCUAGUAAGGGUGAGGUCAGGGCGAACCAGGCGAAGCGUGCUUACGACGUGACGGAGGACGACAGCGGCCUGAUGUGGUACAAUCCAUUUUACAUGAAGUACGCCCCAGAUGAAGAGGGCAACUUUGCUGGCCAGACAGGAUAUGGCUACAUCUCAUUUGAGAAGUUCGUAGACGCGGUGACUGCCCUCAAAGAGGGCAGAGUUACGCUGGACGAUUUAGACAAGCGUGGCCUUCCAACGAUCAAGAACACGAUCGCAACGGGCGCGAUACUAGAAGCAGGUCGCAGAUCACUAGACGAGCGGCGGCCUGUCGAGAUAGUGGAAGAGGAUGGUGUGUGGUCUUUGAAAUGA